GUCAACUAAAAAUGUUAAAAAAAAAAGUCAAGAUUUGCUUGAUGAUUCUUUAACAAUUGAUAUUGAAGACACCAAUAUUGACUUUUACUUUGAGGAAAAAUUUGAUGAAAAGCCUUUACAGUUUCAUAUAAAAGCAGAGAAUAUAGAUAUGGAAGAUAGACUAACAAUAAAAAAUCUUUUUAAUAUUCAAAUAUAUAAACAAAAUCAAGAGAAAACAAUUAAAAGAA
Messenger RNA from Dentiscutata heterogama, 227 nucleotides. The record is from the annotation of a GenBank genome assembly. Lineage: Eukaryota; Fungi; Glomeromycota; Glomeromycetes; Diversisporales; Gigasporaceae.